This is a messenger RNA of Anopheles bellator, 1770 nucleotides long. RefSeq names its product myotubularin-related protein 9. Bases 1 to 1770 code for a protein of 589 amino acids. The record is from RefSeq and is a predicted model, not a curated record. Gene Ontology annotation, biological process: negative regulation of autophagy. Lineage: Eukaryota; Metazoa; Arthropoda; Insecta; Diptera; Culicidae. The transcript is spliced from 3 exons.
AUGGAGUUCGCCGAGCUUAUUCUCACGCCGAAGCUAGAUGGUGUGCUUCUAUACGACCAGCUCAGUGAAAGACCCAUCGAUGGGACUCUGUGUAUUACCGGCCACCAUCUCAUUCUGAGCACGCGAAAGGAAGGGGCCCAGGAACUAUGGCUCCUACACCAAAAUAUAGAUCUCGUCGAGCGGAAACCACACAUAGUCAACAAUAUUCUGGAAGGAGGGACGAUAAUAUUAAAGUGCAAAGAUUUACGGAUAAUUGCACUUAAAAUCAUGUCACCGCAGGAGUAUUUCAAUGUGUCCAAUUCGAUCGAGCAACUUUCGAAUCUGGAGGAAACGAAAAUGCUCUACCCAUUCUUCUACAUACCAAUGUACAGCAUACUGGAAGAUGGAUACGCAUUGUAUCGGCCAGAGCAAGAGUUUGCCAAGUUGCUAGCGAACGGUGACGAGUGGCGGCUAACGACAGUUAACAGUGCGUUCCAGAUUUGCCCAUCCUAUGGUGCUAAGAUGGUGGUGGCGCGUUCGAUAACCGACGAACAAAUCGUGCAAUCGGCUGCCUUCCGAGACGGCGGACGCUUCCCGGUCCUCUCUUAUCGCCAUGCGAACGGGGCUACGAUGCUUCGGAGUUCACAACCGUUGGUGGCGCCUGGUGUUACGAAGCGCUGCCGGGCGGAUGAAGCGAUCCUGAAUACGGUGCUUGGCCGUAGCAAAAAGGGAUUCAUUUUCGACACAUGGGGAGGCAAAGGCAAGAGCGGCUACACAGAGACAGAUCAGCACUACCCCCAGUGGAAGAAAGUGACGCGCCCAAUCGGACAAUUUAGCUCGGUGUCCUCGUUGCUGGACAGCUUUCAAAAGCUGAUGGAAGCGUGUAACGAUGUGCAGUGCAGUUCGGACAAGUGGCUGUCGCGACUGGAACUGUCCGGGUGGCUGGGAUAUGUACUGAAUGCACUGAAUGCGGCGUGCGUCAUCGCCCAAUGCCUUGAUCAGGAAGGUAGUCCCGUGCUGGUUCAUGGAGGCAAGGGUCUGGAUACAACGCUCAUUGUUACUUCGUUGGUUCAAGUCAUCCUUAAUCCGGACUGUCGUACGAUUAGAGGGUUGCAAGCUCUCAUCGAACGAGAAUGGUUGCAGGGAGGACACCCUUUCACUACCCGCCAUAAACACUCCUGCUACACGCCAGCGCAUCAGCGAAGAAAAAGUUCCAGUGCCACGUUUCUACUCUUUCUGGAUUGCACCUACCAGCUGUAUGCGCAAUUCCCGUGUAGCUUCGAGUACGACCACCGUUUGCUGACCGUAAUCUUGGAACACAGUUACUUCAGCCAGUACGGCACAUUUGUGGGCGAUUGUGAGCGAGAUCGGCUACAGUUGAAAGUGUUCUCUCGAACAACCAGUCUCUGGUCGCACCUGAAUCGGCCAGAAGUGGUGAAAUCGCUACUUAAUCCACUCUAUGAGCCGAAUCCGGCUGUUAUCUGGCCAUCGGUGGCGCCCAUCAGCAUCAUACUUUGGUCCGAACUGUACUCGCGCUGGUCGAUCGAUCAGUCUCAAGUAAAGAUUACGUUUGGUCGGAUACAAGCAUUGGUUGGGAGAGAAAAAGAUCUUCGCAGCAGGGCAGUGAAGCUUCGGCGACAGUUGGCAGAGCUGCAACGUCAGCUGAAGCACAGCCAGAAUGGGAAUGGUGCUGAAGACCACCGUCAUCGACCUACCGACGACGUGUACGAUCCGGGAGACGACGGUGACGAGGAAAGCGUUUCAUCAGACCCAUUGGGUACCAGUAAGUAG